Aspergillus udagawae is the source of this 2817-nucleotide messenger RNA. RefSeq lists its product as uncharacterized. NCBI's taxonomy places the organism in Eukaryota, Fungi, Ascomycota, Eurotiomycetes, Eurotiales, Aspergillaceae. The transcript has 2 exons. Gene Ontology annotation, cellular component: membrane. The record is from RefSeq and is a predicted model, not a curated record. Bases 1 to 2817 code for a protein of 938 amino acids. Gene Ontology annotation, molecular function: metal ion transmembrane transporter activity. Gene Ontology annotation, biological process: metal ion transport; transmembrane transport.
AUGGCUCAGCAACCAUCUCGUCACACCGUGGAAUGGAUCAAGCAGCAGCAGGCCGAAGCGGGGGUCGCUGCCCGAAAGGCGCGUAAGCUACGGCCAAAACUACCGAUCUGGCUGGAUGACUUUCCGCAAAACGAUUCAGAUGCAUUCGACAGAAUCCCUGAGCGAGUUCCAUUACCUGAGUCUCGCGAUGCAUCGUCCACGGCCAGUGACCCUGGAGAAAGAGAUGGAAAUGCAGCGAGGCCUUCCCUGGAGGCGAUUGAUCGCGAUGACACCUUCGUCCAGCCUUGGUCUAUUCCAUUGCCGCCAUCACCGCCGCCGUCACCAGGACAGCAGCGAGCACAGCGGCCGGCGGCCAAAGAACUGAAAAGGGGAAAACGCCCACCCCGUGAGCCCUACUAUCGCGUUCUGGACCGCGCAGAAAACCUAUUCGACCACAUCAAGCACGGCAAUAUCCGCAAGUUUCCCCGCGUGGAGAGAACCUCCAUCACGCUGUACGAGUACUACGACGAUAACAGGGCGUUCAGGAUAGAGCUAGAGAGCGCUCUCGCGAUCUCCGGCUUCCGGGACAUGCGGGAGGGGUUGAAAGGGCGCGUCUUUCUCGUUGAGGAUCUGUCCAGGGAAACUAUCGACGCCUUGGGGGAGACGUUUGGGAUCACCCCCGAGUUCUUCGAGGAACAUCUGUUGAACUCUGGGUACGGUGGCGCGCAGUAUGAUGAUCCACCGGCACGGUCAUGGAAGACGGCUAGGUUGAACAAGUCGUAUGUGUCGAUCCAGUGGUUUCGGCCCGUGUAUCGUCGUCCACCAUUAUUUUCCAAUCGCGACCGGGAAGACCUGCUUGAUUUGCAGGGUGAUGGGUUAGAGUAUAUCUCCGGCAAUUCAAGCAUUAGUCUCAAAGCCGAGACAAAUAUAUUUCGCUCCGAGUGGGAUCUGCGCGUUGAUCCGCGCGUGGCGGCACAGGAGAUGAGCGAGUUUGGGUUGGUGGAACGGGCGUCGAUUUGGAGACAGCAGGCUGAGAAUAUGGAGUAUGAAACUGUUAUCGUCUUGCUUGAUCCGCUGCCGACGAUUAGCAUCAGCCAUGAUGUGACACUUCAGAUCCCCAAAGUCACCAUGGUCGAGCCUGGCGAUCGUGAUGAUCAUGGUACCGGAAAUAACGAUGGAACGAGAACUCGACCAGUCCUGAUAAUCGGGGGCGAUGAUACGGCUGGGGGCUUUGCGAUUCCGAUCGAAAACCCACGACGAGAGGAGACACCACGCCCGGUAUUGGACUGGCUGCUCAGGCGACGCAGACCAGAAGUUGAUAGAAGGAAGGUGAACGUGAAGACGAGCUUCCAGGUUUUGGUCAAGCAGAUGGCUCCCCGAAAGACCAUUAGAAUUGACCUGGAGAAGGCCUUUCUGACAGGUGAUUCCCUGAGCAGGCUCCAGGAGGAACUCAACGAGACAAGCUCCACUGGGCACGCAAUGCGAGAUAUAAUAGAGGACAUGUUUAGGGAAGAUACAGUGCCUGUCAGCGUACCAGAUACGUUGUUUGAGAUCAUUGGUCAAGACACGUCGACUUUGCUCCGGGUGCUCAGCGAGAUCCUAAGCGACAUGGAGGUCGAUAUUCUCGACGACACGAAGAUGGAAGAUCGACUGGCAUUGUGGCGUCAGCUCAUCAGUAAAGCCGAGCGAGAGCUGUUGGAACUCAAAACAUCUACCAGGAGCUUUCUGGCUUUCUUUGGUUUCGCAUUUCCAGCCGGUACAUCUGCAGCAACCUCAGACGACAACCCAGACAUUAUAAGAAAGGUGGCAGCUCUCUUCGGGGAGAUCGACCAGAUGCUCACCAGACUCCGGCGUGCGUCUUCAUCCUUGACAUCCAAUAUGGGUCUCUUGGACAGUCGACGCUCCAUCGAUGAAGCGCACGCCGUCACGCGCCUCACCGAGCUCGCAUUUCUCUUCAUUCCGCUAUCGUUUUCAGCAACUAUCUUUGGGAUGCAGAUCGAGCCAUUCAAAGACUCGGCCCCGCUGUGGAACUUUUUCGUGGUUGCCAUUACUGUGACCACAUUCGCAUACCUAAUGCGACUCACAAUGCGCAGUCAAUGGCUGGGAAAUGUGAAGCAGAGCGUGAAGCAGGAUGUUAGACGCUACGCGGAGCAACACGGUCUUCCGGUGCAAGUACGGUCUCUGUCGAUGCUGUUACUCUUGCAAUGGUUCGGAAGCACAGUCGAGCGGAGCAUCAAAGUAACCUGGUCCUGGAUAGGCAGGAAGGGCCGUACGGCUGGGAUCGAGUUAUGGAGGGUGGUCGGGUUCCCAGUCAGUUUUACCCUGCUUAUCGGCACUGUUGCAGCAGCACCUAUCGCCGUUCUCUGGACCCGGGCUAUCGACCGAGGUGUGCAGGGCGCAGUUACCCUUGUAAUCAUACUUGCCCUCCUAGGCUUCGUGGGUGUACCCUACUGGCGCAGGUCCGAUCCCAAUUUUCGCUCUGCUUUCCCGAAACUCGUUAUGCGCCUGCUGAGGCGUAUUCCCUCAAAAACGCGCUCGUUGCUUCUCUGGGCCCUUGGAAUAGCAGCCUUUGUCGCAAUUCCGCUAGCAUUGAUCUGGACACGUCCACUGGCGUCGGGUAUUAAAGCCGGCCUGACUGCGGCCAUUCUGGUUAUUUUGCUGCCCUUUGUCUUCUUUCUUGGAUUGAGGGUCUUAUUUUAUAGGCCUAGGGCUGUAUCCGAUACAGGGGAGAGUUCCACUUCUGCCUCGUAUAUUUCAUAUUCGUAUGCGACAUCCCUCCCUGAUGUGGUGGCCACAGAGUCUACGAGCAGCCGCUCUCAGCGUACUCAUAAUCCUUGA